ACGGACUUUUGACAGUUCGUUAAUCUAGCUGGGACAUUAUAUUACACAUUCUGCCUGUACAUGGAGUUUUUUUUUUAAAUUUGAAUUGAAAAAGAAACAUUUAUUGUUUAUAAUAUCGCAAAAACUAUUCAGUAAUUUUACUAUUGGAAAGAUAACCGGCAAAAUCAGACUCACGAUUUUAUUUUGUCAAAUUACUGUGAAUAAUUUGCAUUAAAGAAUUUUUAAAACACGAGUUUAAUUUUUAUAGAAUGUACCUCUGAUACACUGUUAAAAAUCGGGAGUGAAUUCGGAGUGAUUACGAAUUGUAUUAAAAUUCAAAUUCACUUCUUCAAUCGGAGUUCUGGAGUUUGUUAAAAGAUUACUCCGAAUACGGAGUAAGUAGGGAGCUUCUCUUUUCAGCGAAGUGAUCUGGAUUUUAUUUCAAUUCACAAUCACUCAUUAAUUUAAUCAUGGUAACUCAAGAAGACAACGAAAUUCAAGAGAAGUUUAUUUUACAAGCGUUAGAUGAACUAGGACAAAGUUCACAACUUCUUUGGAUUGUUUUAUUCGCUAGCAUUUUAGUGUCAUUGAUAAACGGAUUAAAUACCAUGUCUUAUAUAUUCAUUGCUGAGGUACCCAAUUAUUGGUGCGCUAUUCCGGAGCUUACAAAUGCAAAUUGGACAGACGAACAAAUUAAAAAUAUUUCUAUAAUAAAUGGAUGUCAAAAGUAUGAUUAUAAUUACACGUAUCUCGCGAGCUUGGAAUAUGAAGAAGCCACAGAUUAUGUCAAAGAUAGUGAAUUUAAUACCAGUGUUGUUUCUUGUUCAUCGUUUGUAUUUGAUAAAAGUGGAAGGUCGACGAUUGUCAAUGAAUGGCAAUUGGUCUGCGAUAGAAAAGUGCAUCGAGCAAAUACAUUUCUUGCAUACGCAUUUGGAAAACUAGUAGGUGGUGGAAUUUUGGGAAUAGCCGCGGAUAAAUAUGGAAGGAAAAAAUCAUUAAUUAUUAGCUUAGUGUUACAAACUGUUGCCAUGCCUUUAUCUGCAUUAGUUCCAUGGUUUUGGGCUUAUAUUGUAUUCAAAUUUCUUGUAGGUGCAAGCGUUAGUUCUUUGUAUUCAACAGCUUAUACAAUGUUGUCCGAAAUUGCUACAAGCCACAGAAAAAAGGUAUUCGGUGCCAUUAUUGAUUCAAUGUUUCAAAUUGGAACUUUAGUUCUUAUAAGUAUUGCAUAUUUCUCAUCAGAUUGGCGACAUUUGCAAUUAACACUGUCAUUAUUUACUUUGUUAUUAGUAAUUAUUAUUUGGUUUGUACCAGAGUCGCCAAGAUGGUUGAUAUCACAAAAUCGUCAUAGCGAAGCAAAAAAAUUAAUCAAAAAAUAUUAUAAAACUAUUAAUCAACUGUCUGUUACCACAGAAGAUCCAAUGCGAACAUUCUUACCGCUCGAAAAACCUGUAUUGAAAAAUAACCCAAAAAAAGGCUUGAAACGAUAUUUUGGAAAUUCGUCAAUUUUAUUCUCAGAUCCAAUUUUGAGAAUAAAUAUAAUUAUUAUGUACUACACAUUUUUUGCUACUUUUUCAGUCAGCUAUUAUCUCAUUCUCAAUAUUGAUAUAUUUGAAACAAAUCGUUAUAUUUAUUCAACAAUAGGAGCAAUUAUUGAAUUAAUAGCACUCACAUCAGUGCCAGCGAUUCUGAUAUUUUUCAGUUGCCAAAAAGCAAAUGCUCUACUUCACAUAAUUUUGUCUAUUUCUAUGCUAACAAUCGGAACUGUUUCAAAAAAAUAUGUAUAUGUAGCUAUGGUCAUGACAAUGAUAUCAAAAUUUCUCGUAACAGUAUGUUAUACGACUAUCGCGUUGUUUUGCUUAGAAUUAUUUCCCCCAGGUGUUAGAAAUUCCGCUUUUGGAACAAGUUUGGUCAUGGGACAAAUUGGAUCAAUGACAGCACCAUAUAUUGUCGAUUUACUUGGUCAAGUUGCUCGUUGGGUACCCCCUGCACUUUGUGCAACUUUAUCUUUCGCAACUGGACUUUUUAUCCUUAUAAUAUCCAAAAAUGAACUGAAUAAUAAAAAUAAUAUUAAGAUUAAAGAGGAAAUUCCACUUAAGAAUAAUAGAACUUGAAUUAAUUUAAAAAUAAUUUUUUUCUCUCCCCAAACUAAAAGUAGUCAUGUGGGGCAAAUGUGCGCAAACCCAUUGAUUUCGGACUUGCUUCACAUGACCCUUCGGUUUUGCUGGUCAUAUUACACUCCAAAAAAGUGUCACUUUUGUGGCCAGCUCGCAAUACAGAAAGCUGUUACUAAAGUACUCUUAUUUUUUAUAGCUUGGUUACAUAGCAAAUGUACAGAGAUUGUUCAAUUACAAACAAAUAAUUUAAGAAUUCAAAAAGUCAAGGUUUCAAAAAAAUACCGUUACAGAUAUUAUAAUUUUUUACAUGUCUAUUUAUUUAGUUGAUUCAAGUUAAUUGUUUUUUCUGUGUGCGACUAAACAAAUGUCUGGUAUUCUUCUAAUUUAUCAUUCAGGCAGACAAGUAUCACUAUGUAUAGUUCAUUUUAUAUCUUCAAAGUCACUGAGAAAUAUUCAUAAAUUUCCCAACAUUUAAAACAAUGGAGGCCAAAAGUUAUUUCUUAUUGUCAUAAUUAUUAAUUUUAUGAUGAUAAAUCACUUGUACAUAUCUCUAAGUUAUCUUUUGAGUAACGUAAGCCCGGCUUUUGACAGUUCGUUGAUGUACCUGGGACUUAGUAUAAUUUAUAUUUGGUAUGUAAGUGUUCCAAUUUUCGUAAAUAAACUUCUACUUGAAAACGAAAUAUUUUUCUUAAUUAUCACGAAAUUAGGGAAUUAUAAAAA
Messenger RNA from Microplitis demolitor, 2813 nucleotides. Its product is annotated as organic cation transporter protein-like. Gene Ontology annotation, cellular component: membrane. The coding region runs from base 450 to 2090 and encodes 546 amino acids. The transcript is spliced from 7 exons. Gene Ontology annotation, biological process: transmembrane transport. Gene Ontology annotation, molecular function: transmembrane transporter activity. The record is from RefSeq and is a predicted model, not a curated record. Lineage: Eukaryota; Metazoa; Arthropoda; Insecta; Hymenoptera; Braconidae.